Molecule: messenger RNA, 2093 nt
Organism: Triticum aestivum (bread wheat)
Lineage: Eukaryota; Viridiplantae; Streptophyta; Magnoliopsida; Poales; Poaceae
Product: F-box protein At5g49610
Exons: 2
Coding region: 181-1554 (457 amino acids)
Molecular function (GO): protein binding
Source: RefSeq, a predicted model, not a curated record
CGUCCCCUCGAUAUAUAACAGAUUAACAGGGCGCCCUCGCCCUCUUUCUCGGAAAAAAUAUCGAUCUUCUUUCCGCCGUGCCGCCGUGACCCCAGCUUCGUCAAUACUCCUCCAAUCUAAGCGACUGCUCGUCGCGGCUGUCCUCCAGUGGAUUCGCUUGAACAUCUUGCUAAAUUAGUAAUGCUGAUUGGAGCAGCAGAAAUUGGUGGGAUGAUGGAUAGCAGCAAGAGAAAAGGUGUCAUGCCAUCCUGUGGCGAUGCUGCCAAGAUUACAGCAGAGGUGUUCCCAAGCAACAAGAGGAAGAAGGCCGUUGUAUCUCUCUGUACACUGUUGCUUCCUGAUGCCAUGAUGUUGGAGGUGCUACUUCGGCUCCCUAUCAAAUCCAUUCUCCGCUUCCGGGCUGUCUGCCGCUCUUGGGCUGCACUCUUCUCCUCCAAGGAUUUCUGCAGCCUACGCAUGGCCAUCUCUAAGGAGCUGCCACAAGCACCAAAGCUACUCAUGCUUGUCUCGCCCACAACAGGACUGAACUCCACCGCAAUGUACUCAUGCUCGCCGUCAGGCUCCAGAGACGAUUUACUCUUCACCGUCGACACCGCACGCCGCAAUUCCAUGGGAAUAGUGACGCCCUCUCCAUGCCAUGGACUCACCCUUCUAUAUGAUGAUGCCGCGCCAGCUUACUAUGUUUGCAAUGCAGCCACACGGGCAAUCACACGUCUGCCGCCUCACUGUACUCCACCAACAUAUCGUUCCACUGCCGGACUUGGAUUUGAUGCCCGGACUAGGGAGUACAAGGUGGUGAGGUUGAUCACUGGGCGUUGCGGUGACAAGGAGAGGAACAAGUGUGAAGUGUACACGCCUGGAGCUGCUUGCUGGAGGCCGGCGGCCGGUGGAGGAGUGCCUUUCAGGUUGUACAGGUAUGCAAUUUCUGCAGCUAUACAUGGGGCGACGCAGAAAGUACCACCGGUGUUUGCCAACGGAUUACUACACUGGUUCAUCGGUCCUUCCCUUAUCGCCACAAGGACAAGAGCUCCCAUCUUAACAUUUUCCUUGACGGACGAGACCUUCGGAUGUGUCCGAUCACCCCCACCCUUCUGGACAUCAGAAGUGCACCUGCACUACGGGUCAGAAAAAGAACACCUGGUUGUGAUGGAUGACCACCUGUGCAUGGUCCGUGACCUUCGCAAUACAAUCCCUCGUGAUGGCACUUUGGAGAUCUGGAAACUGCUGGAUUAUAGCCCUGGUGAAUGGUCACUCUAUCAUCGAAUUCAUUUGUUCGGCCACGUGGGAAUAUAUUUGCUUGAUGUGAUGGCUGUGAGGGUUGUUGGACUCAUUGGCGGCUGUAGGUCAGGGAAGAAGAUAGCCAUUGCUUCUAGCAAAGACAAGUUCGCCGGCCAGUUUGAGCAGAAGCUUCACACCUAUGACCCUAGGUGUCAAGCUCUAGAGACCAUCCUCUCCAUCACCGAGACACAAACACAUACCAGGCCUGCUUCAACAUUCAGUUUAUUUGAUGAAGAGAGCCUUGUUCAAGUGCAUAGUAAACCAAUGGAUAGCUAGCCAUGCCAUCUACCAUGGCUAAUGCCACCAAAUCAGACAUGGUUUAAAUUUUUGUGCAACUAGCUAGCUGCUCAGAUUGAUUUUGACUGGAUACUUUAUUCUGUCAUGCAUUAAACAGUACUAGAAUAUGGUGAAUAUACCAAAGGUCACUGUUGUGGAUAUCUUCUAUCAUCCGAAGUACUUCAAAUCUCGUCGAUAUUAUUCCUGGCACACGCAUUGUGGCGGUUCUAGCUUUGAAGUUGGUUAAUGUUAUACCUGGGGUAAGAGAAGCUCAGCCAAAGUGCUAUCUUGAGGCGAUGAAUUUCUUUUUGGUUGUUCAUGCUCCAUUCAUUUGAAAAGAGUAUUAGUUUGGUAACACGACACACAAUGAUGUAUGGGAAAUUAGUUUGUAAAGAGUAGUAGUUUGAAAAGAGCUAAAUUCUUGUUGUAUUAGGUCUGUAACAUUUAAGCUCAGAAAUUAUCAGUUUAAUAGAUAUAUGACGAGGAUAAAAAUGUUGAAUGCAUUGAUAAAUGAAAUUUCUCAGCCACAGUUUUGUUGA